AUGCUGAAGCUUUCACUGCCCAUAUCGAGAGUCAGCUCACAAUCGAAGAGCGAUGGACAGUCAGAGGCGAUGAAUACAACAACUCUCGAUGAAUUAGAGUGUCUCGUGGUCAUGCGAUUAUUCAAACUAUCUAAACUCUCACUUUCAGGAACGGGGUACAAAUUACAGCAACAGAUCGGAAAGGCGUUGCAGAGACGUUCAGAUGCAAUUCGGAAUGCCAUCAACAAGUAUAAUGUGCAAGCUACUGCCCUUAAUCCUGCCCAACCACGCUUAUCAUGGAAGGACAUAGCCGAUUAUAGUUUCCUGGGCGAGUUUGAUGUUCUCCGAUAUUCACGCACUGACAUGCAUGAACUUGACUGGGCCAAGCCUACACAUCGAGAAGGCUCAGUCAAAUUCUUCAAGCUUUGCCGUGCGUAUGAAGAAGUUGAGCAUCUCAACAUUGAAGUUCGUCGUCUGCGGACUGCCAUUCAUGAUGAGGGCGCACAGAUGUCUACAACCAUCAAUAAACUCCUUGACUCAAAUCCUCCGCUGGGUCAGGAGCUGCAGAAGCGCUGGAAACUGCGUUCCACAGUCAAUUCUGUACAUUUAUUCUGA
This is a messenger RNA of Suillus discolor, 594 nucleotides long. RefSeq lists its product as uncharacterized. The coding region runs from base 1 to 594 and encodes 197 amino acids. The record is from RefSeq and is a predicted model, not a curated record. The transcript is spliced from 3 exons. NCBI's taxonomy places the organism in Eukaryota, Fungi, Basidiomycota, Agaricomycetes, Boletales, Suillaceae.